AUGUGUUGUUGUGAAUGUUUAUCUGAUAUCUGCCUCAUAGUGGUAUCCGUGUUCUUUCCACCGUUACCGGUGUGGAUUAGAAGAGGCCUUUGUACCUGCGAUUCACUAAUUAACAUCCUAUUGUGUAUGUUGGGAUAUUUCCCGGGAUUGAUUCAUUCAUGGUAUAUUAUCGCAAAAUACCCUCCUUAUGCUAUAAGCCACGAAUCCAAAGUGUACUAUGUGUAUCAAACGCGGCCAGAUCUUGAAAAUCAGUAUGGUGGAGGAACCUCUCGGACAUCGAGGGAUUCCAGAAAUCCACUCCACCACCACCAUCACCACCAUCAUCACCAUAGAGAACCGGUCGAUAACGAGCCGUUACCUAUUGCUAAUCCUACGUAUGGCUCUACCAGUGAUAGAAAUGAUAGAAACGAAACAUCUCCACCUGCGUAUUCUGAAAUCGGCAAAUAG
This is a messenger RNA of Debaryomyces hansenii CBS767, 447 nucleotides long. RefSeq lists its product as uncharacterized. The record is from RefSeq and is a predicted model, not a curated record. Gene Ontology annotation, biological process: endosome transport via multivesicular body sorting pathway. Lineage: Eukaryota; Fungi; Ascomycota; Pichiomycetes; Serinales; Debaryomycetaceae. The transcript has a single exon. Gene Ontology annotation, molecular function: ubiquitin protein ligase binding. Bases 1 to 447 code for a protein of 148 amino acids. Gene Ontology annotation, cellular component: fungal-type vacuole membrane; fungal-type vacuole lumen.